Messenger RNA from Aplosporella prunicola CBS 121167, 843 nucleotides. RefSeq lists its product as uncharacterized. The record is from RefSeq and is a predicted model, not a curated record. Gene Ontology annotation, biological process: mitochondrial respiratory chain complex I assembly. NCBI's taxonomy places the organism in Eukaryota, Fungi, Ascomycota, Dothideomycetes, Botryosphaeriales, Aplosporellaceae. The transcript is spliced from 3 exons. Bases 54 to 404 code for a protein of 116 amino acids.
UCUCACGACGACGCCGGCCUAGAAACCCUCCAACGAUCCUACCGACCUACACAAUGUCCUCCGGCUACGGUCUCAACGGCGGCCCCUCGCGCUGCUUCUCCUUCUGGCAAGAGGUCCUGGCCUGCUACGUCACAAACUCGUCGGAAGACAACACGGCCGGCAAGGCCAAGUGCCUGGGCCCGCUCGACGACUACUACGAGUGCCUGCACCACAAGAAGGAGUACGCCAAAGCUUUCGCCAUGCAGUCGGCCUACCGCCAAGCCGAGGCCGCCGGCAACGGCCGCCCCGCCGACGCCCCCAAGCCUAGCGAGGUGCGCAGUCUGGGCCUGCUCGAGGGCGCGCCGGAGACCAAGAACGUGAGCCGUGGCUGGUUUGGCCGCCGCGAGAGCAAUGGCGCUUAUUAGAUUGGUGUGUGGUGUGGGAGUGGGUGGGAAUGGAUGGGAGUGUAUAUUUGGGAAUGGGGGUGGAAGAAUGGAGGAAUGCAGGAUUGCUUGCUGCUUGCUGCUGCUGCUUCUGUCUGAUGUUGAGGUAUGUGUGUGUGUGUGUUAGUGAUGCGUGGACUGCAGGGCGCAGAGACGGCAUGCGCGCGAGGCGGAGAGAAAGAGACGAAGAGCGCCGCGCGUGAAGUUGUAUACGCAAUAGGUAUGCACGCGUGCAGGUUUUCCCCAUCCCCGGACCCCGAACUCCAGGAGCAAGCAAGCACAAUUGCAGCCAGAUGUCCCUGGCGCCAGAGCGCCCAUCUAGGUAGCCCGACGCGCAGUCCGCUUCCCACCCACCCUCACACCUCCUCACUAAUACUAUCACUGCCACCAUCCCCGCCGCCCAACCCUGCCCCCAAACCUA